AAAACGUAAAAUUGUCUGACGGCAGGUUCUUCUGUCCCUUUGUGAAAAAGUCUGAAAUAUUUCUUGCCAAAGAAAGCCUAAGUAGUAAAACAUACACGCUAUAGAAAGUAUAAAAAGUGAUGAAUUUGUGAGUAAACAAUUUGAGUGAAGAAUCAACUUGCAACGUGUGGAAAAAAGUGAUUUUCGGCUUGUCUGAUUUUACGCCAGCCAUUUUUUCGUGAUUGCUAAUCAACUUUUUGCGUGUGUUCUGCCCAUCUAUCCGUCACUUUGCAAAUAAGUUCAAUAUAUAGGUAUUUUGUGUAAAACAAGCCUUGGUCGGUCGAAAAGGAUAAAGUGGAAAAAAGGUGUUUAGUGUAUGAAGUGCUGGUAAAAAUAGAUUUUAAUAGUGCGGGUGACAUUUUGACUCAAGGACUGCUGACGGGAGAAAGUUGAUUGGCAGGCGAGGAAGACGGAGUCGUGUUUACGGCCCUACAAGCAUUUCGACUGGUAUUCGCUACCUGGAUGUGGGUCAACCGGAACUCGUCACAGCACAAUUGAAAAAUGUCCGAUCAUGUACCACGGCAAGCAGAUGACGGAGACGAAGAAGACUUAGAACUAUUGCGAAUAGCAGCACUCAAAUCGUUGAAUGUUAAAAAGGAACAAACAACGCAAUAUCAUCGAUCACCUUCGUCACGUACAACAAUACAAACUACAACAGCCACUACGCACCCGCCACAUACAAAUUCCACGUCUUACUCAACAAUCCCAGUUAAACAAACAGGCGGUCCGAAUGGAGGUGGUGUUGGGCAUGAAAAUAACAACUUAUUAACGGUGACUUCACAGGCCUAUUAUCCUCCAUCUGUUCAUAACUUGCCUAUACAACAGCCUAGAACGAUACCACCAACAAUAGACAGUUACAGUGCUCGUCAACGUUUAGAACAAUUGGAUUUAAACGAGCCAUAUGUACCACAGCGUGUCCCACCCAUUCCGCCUGUGGGGCAACCCCCCACAAUGGGAGCAAACGGUGGGUGGAUGUCUGAAUCUGCGCCACUGGGGAAUUCAAGCUACGCUUCAUAUAUACCGCAGAAAGUAAAUGAUACUUUGCCAGUAGUAAACGUUCAGCUUUCUCCACGUAGUAUGGCUUUUGUUGCGCAAAAUAAUGACAUUCUAAUGCGGCGGAAGGGUGAAAACAUAUCACCCAACUAUGUAUAUAGAAGUCCUUCGCCCGCAUAUCGAAUUCCGUCGCCUGGGAGAUGGUCAAAAUCUCCAACACCACCAAAAGCGAACUCCCGGUCGCCAGGGCAUCGGGGCCGUGCACCUCAUUAUUCUUCGCAUCGAAGGUCAAUAUCGAGAUCACCUCCUCCGAGUCGACCUCGAUCGCCUCCACUUAGACGCAGAUCAAUCUCACGAUCUCCAUUACCACACCAAGGGCAGCAUCCGUCACGGCACCAAUCACCAAAUCCAUUUCAUCGAUACCCAUCAAGGUCACCUCCGAAUCACAUGCGCCGGGCAAAAUCGCGAUCACCUCUGCCUCACAACAUAAAGCACAAAGUUUCACCCCCACGACGACGAAUAUCUCGAUCGCCACAGCCCCUUAAUGGAAGGCCGUGUUCACGAUCUCCGCCACCAAUGAAUGGCCGGAGAAGUCCUGGUCCGUUACCACGUCACGUUAAUCGGGGUCGGCGGUCUCUGUCGCCACCACAUGUAAGAAAGCGAACGCCACCAGGAAAUCAUGGUUCAGGUGAUGCUCCGCCACGACACCAUUUAAAUCGUGAUAGGCGAUCGCCACCACAUUUGAACGCCCACCGAAGAAGUGCAUCGCCACACCCUCCACUCCCGAGGCAAAGAUCAGCUUCACGUUCCCCUCAUAGACGAUAUCCGGACAGAAAUAGAAAAUCACGCGAGCGUAAUAUUGUCAAUCAACCUCUGCGAAGGCGAUCUCCUUAUACAAACAACCGCAGGCGAUAUGAGACUUCCGGCGCAAAUGGUUUUCGCAAUAAUCCUCGCGGAAGAAAACGAUCUGCAAGUCCUACGAUGAAAGAUCGGCAAAUAAGAAGGUCGCGAACACGAUCUCCUGAUAGAAAUCGACGCCAAAACAAACGGCCACGACGAAUUGAACAUGAAGAUCGGAGAGGGGUUGGUGAAUAUGAUCGAAGCGAUUUGAGGCGAAAUGAUGACAGAAUAUCGAAACAGACUCAAUCUCAACAGUCAGUCCGUAGAGAUCGCGAAGAUGACGAAAUGAAGCAGAAGGAUAUGUCGCCAAAUGCAACACUUCCUGAGUCAGUUCCCCCACCUGCAGAAAAAACAGUGAAAGAAAUAGAAAUCCCAGUAAGUAAAGAAUCUCCUGAACCUGAACCUGAAAACAAAAUUCUAGAACCCGCCUUAGCCCCAAUGGAGGUGGAAAAGGAGGCAUCCAGUGAAGAUGAAGAUGAUGAUGAUGGAAUCGAUUUGUUUGCGUCAGAAGAAAGUGAAUCCGAGAAUGAAGGUCGUUUCAAAUCGAGCACAAGCAAAAAUGAACGUACAGCCCAAGUUCCGACCUUAUCAUUUACAAAAUUGGGAGAGUCAAGACCAGUUGAAGUUAAAGAAUUAACUGAUAUUGAUUCGAAUAGCAAUCGUGACCGGGAUCGCGAUCGUGAUCGUGAUCGGCGUAACAACUAUGGACGAUCACGUGGAAUGGGUGGAGAUCAUUUUCGUGGAACAGAUCGUAUUGGACGCGAUCGGGAUAGACGGAACAAGAAUGAUUUAGGCAAUAAUAAUAAGAGUCGUCGUGAUCGUGAUAGGGAAAGAGGAAGAGAUCGUGAUUGGGAUAGUCCUUUGAGUAAAGUAGUCGAAGAGAAAAAAUCAAGUAGCGGUGCUGAUCGACCAAUGUUCAAGUCGACAUUUCAAGCUCUUGAAAAUGAAGGAAGAUCAAGCAGGAGAGGUUCGCGAGAAAGGGAGUUGUCUGAUCGCAGAAAUUUAUCAAGCAGUAGAAGACGCAAUACUAGUAAGGAUAAAAGAGUUUCACCCGAUAUUGAUCCCGACCAUCUAUCAUCUCACAAUCAUCCUUCAUUGCUGAUCACAUCGACGACGAAUUCAUCAUCUUGUCCAUCAUCUCCGUCUUCACGAGGCAUAAGUGAAAGCGGUGGUAUAAGCGGUAAGAAGCCCAUCCAUCUGCGUCUAGGUGCUAAAACCAACACAUUCAAACCGGCCAAGAAGACAUCAACAUCGCCAUGGAACUCGUCUUCUAGCAACGGCAACACGGAGAAGGUAUCGUUCUUUUCAUAUAUGUUUAAAAAUUUGCUUUCUCAUCCCCCGUCUAGAAUUCGAUGUUAUGAUGUUGAUUUCAGGAACAUAAAAAGUUUCCUACUACUAACUAGCUCUUAUUAUCACUUCUACUACUGCUGCCACUGUUUUGUAAUGUUUAUUCGAUUAACCACGUUAUUGUUAAAUAUGAUUUUCGCCAUUGUUAAUAUAGAGCACAAGAAAAUAAUCGACUUUUGUCGAAUUCUUAAGCGUGAGGUGUUAUAAAAAGUUGCAUUGUCUGAGGAAUGUUUGAUAAUGAAUGAUUUCGAAGCAUUUGAACUGAGCUUGCUUUAAAGUGUAGGGCCCAAGAGAGUCUCUGUGUAAUAAUAAGGAUAGAAAAAGUGGAAUAGUGGAGUAGCGCGUAAGAAAUGGGAAUUUGUGAUACCUGUCAUAGACUGAUCUGUUUAUAUUUGAUGUAUUACUUGACACGAAUGUAGUUGAUAUUUUCAUUGUUUUCAUGAGAUUGAAACUUUUUUGUUAAUCUUUCUGUUGCGAUAUUAUUACUGUGAUCUAGUCUUAAGCCGAAUUAGCACUGAAUAGUUUUAAGUACUUUAGCUUGGAAAGUGUAGAAAGAUUGUUUUUGCAUAUGGACGUUGUCAAAAAGGGAAUAUUUUUAUUUGAUUUGUUCACAGAAAUAUUGAUUGCUAAUUAUUUUAACUGCACCGAAAAGUUAUGACAGCCUGAUUGAAAAGAAAAAGUCAGUUUGGAAAAUUGAAACAAACUUUCUAACUCUUGAUUGAAUUAAAGUUAUAAACAAAUUGAAUCUAGUCAAAAAACCAAACGAGAAUUAGGUAAAAUAUGUUGCUGGUAUCGAUUAAAGUGAAUUUGUUAUUCUAUUGAAAGAAAGCAAGGCUUGUACAUAACACCCCAAUAGCCAUUGACACUGUAAAUUCUACCUGAGAUUUCUGAUCAAAUUAGGUAUUUAAUUUUAUAGUUUUUCCGUUGAAAAUGUAAAUUAUUGUAAGACAUUGUAUUAAUAUGAUUGAAAAAAUAUGAGAAAUGAUGGAAGAAAAAAAAACCGAAAAAGGUAAAAUGAAAAGAAAAAUAUAAAAGAGUCCUUCCAUCAAAACAAAAAAGAAAUAAUGUCCUGGCACCACUGCAACCCAUCGAUAAAUCUACGGAUCUACUGCAGCAGUUGCUCAUCAAUAUAUUCCUAACCAUCUCAAAAACCAACGAAUUGAAAUCCGAUAAUCUUAAGCGCGAAGCAUUUAGUUAUAGUAAUCGUAGUAUCACUAAACCCAAUCUAGAAAUCAGUCUUGAAAACGACACAGUGUAGAAAAAAAAUAAACAUCAACUCAACAGUAGGACAUAAGAAAGCAAACUAGAAUACACAUAAAUCAAUAACGGAUUAAUUUCGUGGAGAACUUGGCAAAACUGAUAUUUAUUUGAUCAAUAGGUCUAAGGAAGGUGGAUGCGAUCCGCUCCUGAAGAAUCCAAACAUCCCGCAAAGCAUUCAACCUGUCGCAACAUAACAGCGGUAACAGUGCCACAAUUGAUAACUCCUACAAGAAACAUCAUGCAGCUGCUAUAGAGCGCCUUCGUCGUAGUGUAAACCAUCUCCACGGAAUCAGCUACAACUAUGUGAUUGCUUGUGCAAGUAGAAGAGGGGAAGAGGGGUCGAUGCAGAAUGUGCAACAACGGUUUCCAUCUCGAUCAUCAGCGUAGAGCGCAGAAAAUAUAAAUAUGUAAAAACAAGUGUAGGAAGUAUGAAUUCACUUAAUUACUCGCAGCUUUUUUACUUCCUUUUUUCCUUUAUUUGUAUUUUCCUGGAUGUUCAUCAAACUAAUCUAAAAACGGUUCGUUUACGUGUGUAAUUCGGACUAUGAGUAUUGUAUAGUUCUUUUUUGAAUAUUACUUAUUUCUUCUUUUGUAAACUUAAUAUAGUCAAGGAAUUUAUUGUUGUGGAUAUAGAAUAAAGUUAUACAUAUGCAA
Hermetia illucens (black soldier fly) is the source of this 5193-nucleotide messenger RNA. RefSeq names its product zinc finger CCCH domain-containing protein 13-like. The transcript has 4 exons. The coding region runs from base 541 to 3486 and encodes 981 amino acids. Lineage: Eukaryota; Metazoa; Arthropoda; Insecta; Diptera; Stratiomyidae. The record is from RefSeq and is a predicted model, not a curated record.